CUAACGCUUCUGCUUCUUGUGUGGAUGUGAGUCGAUUUUUCGUAUACCGUUUUUCCUACUUUGCUCACUUUUUGGAACUGCAGUCGCAAUGAUUUAAUAUUAAGCUAGCAAACGGAUCUCAACCAUCCGUACAAAAAAGUAAAAUAAAAAAAAACGAAAGCUUGAUGUGUAAAAUAAAAAAUAUGUAAAAGAAAAAUCUGAGGGAGAGGGUCCAGAAACCGAAUUCACACUGCAACAGUAAACCCAGAUGCCCGAGGCAUUGAUUCUACCCGGCAUGGCUGACGCAGAGCCGGACCUCUCGACGUUCGAGAACAAGACGGGAUUGGCGGAGGACAUGAAGUUCCUGGCCUCCAUGCCCGAGCUCUGUGACGUAACCUUCCUGGUGGGCGACACCCGCGAACCCGUCUGCGCCGUCAAGGCUGUGCUGGCAUCCCGCUCGCGGGUGUUUGCCAAGAUGCUCUACGCUGCCCCCUCGCCACAGAGGAAGAGGGAAACGUCGACGAAGGAGAACAAGCUGCGCCUGUUCCUAAAGCGCUCCUCGGAGCCCCUGCUCAAUCUGCAGAAUGCGGCACAACAGAGAACCGGUUUCACCCAACAAUUAGCUCCGAUACCCGAGCCCUCAGGUCAGCAGCAUCAGACCCUGAUUAUUGAGGAGUUUGAGCCGGAUGUGUUCCGCCAAUUGAUUGAAUAUAUUCACACGGGUUGUGUGACUUUGCAGCCUCGAACUCUUCUAGGUGUCAUGAAUGCCGCUGAUUAUUAUGGCCUCGAGGAACUGCGCCGAGCCUGUGCAGGAUUUGUGCAGUGCUGCAUCAAUGUGGAUACUGUGUGCGCCUUGUUGGCCUCUGCCGAGCGUUAUAUUCAGUACAAGUGCACCAAGACCUUGGUGCAAAAGGUCCUGGAGUUCGUGGACGAGCAUGGAACUGAGGUCCUGAACCUGGGCAGCUUUACCCUGCUGCCACAGCACGUGGUCCGCUUGAUUUUGGCCAGGGAGGAGCUGCGCGCCGAUGAGUUCACCAAGUUUCAGGCGGCACUGAUGUGGAGCAAAAAGUAUUACGACAACAACCCGAACAUCGACAUCAAGGAGAUCCUGGGCACCUUCUGCGAGUACAUCCAGUUCCACAAGAUUCCGGCCAACGUGCUGAUGCGGGAGAUCCAUCCACUCAACCUCGUCCCGUAUGCGAUCAUCAUGAAUGCGUUGGCUUACCAGGCAGACCCAGAAAGCAUCGACCCCGGAAAGCUGUCUCCCAACUCUAGCCGACCGCACCACCGCCACCGCCACCACCACCAGUCGCUCCCCAAGAUCCGCAAGGCCAAGUCGCAGUCCUUCCGCACACGGAGGAGUCCCUCGGAGCGAAGGAGUCCCAACAAUGCUCCUAACCUCUCGCUGAAUACCGCUUUGACCUCCGGAAAUGGCGAGAAGAAGCGCAGUCCGCUGACGCCGAAGAGUCCGGUGAUGCCGGUGCCGGAGUCCAAGAGUCCCGGUAGCACCACCUCUUUGUCCCGCCAGGGAACUCUGCGUGCCUCGAAUCGCCGCAAGAACAGCGGACAGCUAUCCAUUUCGCUGGGCAACCAGGGAAGGCGAUCUCCCGUGGGUCUCAGCGAUCGCAGUCCGCAGGGAAGAAGGAGUCCGCUCUUCCCGAGCAGCGGACUGAGGUCACCCAACGAUCCGAUGACUAGUCCCACCGUGAGAAGUCCCACUGGGGAACCCCGAAGGAGUAGUCCCACCUUCAGUGUGCACACGCAGGAGCGGAGAUCCCCGCUGGGUGCAGUGGCUCCCACGGACUUUGGCUGCCAGUUCGGAGUGCCGGGCACCCAUCGCAGGAGUCCCACCACCACGGUCCACGUCCAGGACAUGGCCACCGAGCCGGAAGAAGCGGGAUUCGUUGGCAUGAAGCGUCCUUCGAUCAGUCUCUUCACCCCGAUUUACUUCGCCAGCGAGAAGCGUUCGCCGAUGGGUCCGAUUCCCCCGAUCACCGUCUCCAAUCCCGCCGAGACCUACAAGAGUGCGGAGCGGGAAAGGGAGGCGGCGGAGGCGGCUGCCCGGGAGCGGGAGAAGGAGAAGGAAAAGGAGGCCGCGCAGCCGCAGGAGAAGAAGAGCGUGAUGCGCGAGAUCCUGGCGUUCGUGAGGAAGCCCUCCAAGCACCUGAGCAGCCGGACGAACCGCUUCGCGAACGCCUUCACCCGAGCGGAGUCGGGCUCCUCCGGCGGUCCGCUCAUUCGGCAGAGCACCUUCUCGGCCAGCCCGGCGGCCUCUUCCACGGCAGCGAAGAGUGCCGUCCAGAAGCAGAUGUCCGAGGUGGGAUUCGAGCCGAAGAUAUCCCAGAAGUUCACCCACUACGCCAAGAUGUCCCUGCGCUUGAGGAGAUCAACGAAGCGCGAUGAGGAGGAAAAGGAGAAGGAGAAGCAGAAGCACGGAUCAGCGGCGGGUUCCAAGAGGCCAAGUGCCGAUCUCAGCCACGGCAACACGGAGCAACAGGUAGGUGGAUCCGAUGAGCUGCCCUUCGAGCUGGCCAACGUGCACUUCGAGAAGGUAGGUGAGUCCUAUAUCAAGCAUGAGCGGCUCCGCGAGUUGCAAGAACCCGACGCCGACGCCGACAAGGACGAGGAUGAGGAUGCGGAUGCCGGAAAGGAAACCGAACAGGAGGUGGAGCAAACCGAUGCAGCCAUGGCGCAGUUCGUGGAGGAGGUCACCAACUCCCUGAAGGUGGUUGCCCUCAAUGGAGAGGGCGGUGGCUCUGCGGCAGUUCACCACUUCACGCGGCGAUCGGAGAGCAGGGAACCCAUCGAACCGCGGAUCAGCGAGGAGCGCGAGUCGGACUCCAACGAUCUGAUGAUUCCCGACGAGAUGCGCGCCGAGCUGGUAGAGAUUUUGAAGGCCUACGCCCCAGAACCAGUUUAUGUGAAUCUGCAGGCACUGCGGCGCGAGGUUGAAGACGCGGACCUGGCCACCGCCCAAGCUGAAGCUCAAGCUCAAGCCGAAGGUGAAGGUGGAUCCUCAUCCGGUUUGGCGGCUUUGGCGGCGGUUGAGCCCGCGAAGAAGCCGCUGCAGUGUCCUACCAUCGAGUUUGAGCCGCCGUCGCGACGCUCCUCCUUUGAUCCGCCGCGGUCGCCGUUCCUCGAGCAGCUGCGCAGUCCCGGGGUGGACACGGAGACGGACCUGAUCAACCUGCAGCGGUUGGACUCCGGCGGCGACAGCUUCGAGCUGGUGGAGAGCAAGUGGAGCAAGUCGAGUCGCGGCGAGUCGAGCUUCGACUGUCCCUACUCCUCCAGGGACACCAGCUUCGAUGUGUCCAUUUCGCGGUACCAGUCCACCAGCUACGAGGAUCAGACCUCCAGCUUCGAGAUCGUGGACACAGAUGAGAAGGGUCAGGGUCAGAAUCGCCGCACUGUCGAUCUGCGCAAGAGCUCCAUCGAGCUGGUGGACGCGGAGACAUUCCAGCGGUCGGGUUCCUCCUGCGGCGGACGCAAGUCCUCGCUGGAGACCCACUUCGAUUACACGCCCACCGAAACGGGCGGGCGAUCGCCCAGUCUGCCGUUUCCGGCGAUGAGCAAGAAGCAGCGCACGGAGAACUUCCGCCAGCUGCACGUCUCCCAGUUCAGUGCCUUCUCCCGGGCACGCAGUCCGCUCUCCCAGCAGACCUCCUCCAACUACAGCUCCCGCGACAGCUACGACUCGAGUGGUUCCUACCCCCAUGGCUAUGGCUAUCCGCCGGAACCGCAGCGCAGUCCGUAUGGCGAUCCCAGUCGGAAGCACUUCCCGCUGACGGUGCGCCAAAAGGGCGAGGAGGAGCGCGAGGUUAGAACCUUCCUGUGCACCGACCAGCGAUGCGCCUCCAUCUUCGAGCCGCGUCCCAGCUCCGUGCUCACCCAGCAGCUGUCCACCGGUUCCAUGUCCACGCCGUCGGGCUACACGAACGGUACGCCCAGGGUGCCGGGUGCCCAUGCUGCUGGAGGUCCUUGCGCCGCUCCGCUGAGCCACCCCGGUGGAGCGCUCUCCUCCUGCGGAUUCUCCAGCGGCAGCGAGUUCGAGCCACCGUCGCCGCGACGGGCGGCCAGUGCCUCGCCGAAGCACACCUUCACGUUCCGCAUCGUGAUGAAGAAGGUGGACAGCUCGCCGGAGGCCUUGUGCCCCGAGAGGCACCGCUCGAGGAUCAUCGAUCGGUACAGGAGGCGCGACAGUCGCCGGAAGCGCAUCCAUGAUGCGGGCAAGAGCUUCUAGGGCGAUUCAAACGGGGCAACCAGUGAUGGGAAGAUAGGAAACUAGAUAGGAAACCAUAACCCAUUAAACUAUUAAGCAGGAUAGCUUACAAGUGAACUGCUCUUGAAUCAAAAUAGUUCUUACACAUCGAUCACAAAAAGUGAAUCGAAUUAAUGGCAGACUUUGCAAACCUUAAUUUAGCAAUAACUGCCUUUUGUGUCUCUACUUGGGAUAUCACAUUUUUCAGGAAAAAAGAAAUACUAUAUAUUAAAUAAUUAUCCAAGAGCAAAAUGUAUAAAAUAAUAAGCUUGCAAAUAUUCGAGAUUCUUAACUGAAAUAAAAAAGCCUUUUCACCUCUUAAGAAACAAUUCGACACUCAACUUAUAGUACACAUUAAUCAGUAAAAAAAAAACUGAAAUGCAUAAAUUAUUGCCAAUGAAUUUAACUAUUUCCAUUUCAAGUACCUGUAAUAAAACAUUUUUGUAAUUACUUCAAAAGCGUUAACUUGGAAAAUCAAAAUCAUAUUUGUUAUAGCUAGAACACAAGUGUUUACUUCCCAUUGCUGGUACCAAUUAAGGCGAACCUCACAGAACAUAGGAAACCAUCUCUUGAUAUCUCCACGAUACGCAUAUAUUUUUGACAAUCUCAGUGUUGAAUCUAUAUAGGACCUCCCGUAAACGUUAUCUCAUAGGGUUAAGAACACACCGAACAACUCACUGGCGUUCGGUGAUCAAACUUUAUAAAAUGGUUCUGGUUUUUAGGCCGUUUCAAAAGCUCUACAAAAGCGCGAACUUCGGCCCACCGAAGUCAGUCGAGCCAGGCCCCCUGACUUAUCGAGGGUCUGGCACUUAUGAUCUCUGCUGAUUUGUCAGGCAACCUCAUUAUAUCCUUGGCUUCAAACCGAGCGAUUGCCUGGGCAGCUAACCGUAUAUUAUAUUAAGUGUACAUUCUAAAUAAUUAACAAACUUAUGCGCAACAAUAAUUCCUCCCACGAUUUACCUGACUACUAUUAAAAAACAACAAUAGAUCAAAAGUUUAUAUGUAUACAUGUGCAUAAGAGUUCACACUUCGAUGUUGUAAUUAAUGUGAAGUAACUUGAAAAUCAGAAGGAGAUAAUAUUCUAAGUAUUUGUGCAUUUUUACGUGGUUCCUGUUACAUAGCUAUAGUAUAUGCGUGAUCGGACGCGAGUAUUACAAAUUUUUGAUGGCAUCAAAUAAUCAAUAUACAUUAUACGAUUCUAAAGAACCUAAGUAAUAUUAUAUUCUAAAUGUAACCGAACUGCGCUGCUAUUGCAAAGGUCAGAAAACCGUUUUUCUAGAUAACUCCUAAGACUAAGAUCAGAGCAAAAUUAUGCGCACAAGUGUGUGCGUGUGUUUGUAAAUUAAAGCUGGAUUUGGGGCCGUACUUAAAUCUUAAAAUUAUAGGAAAGCAUCAACUUUUGUGCCGCGCAAAAAAGUGAGACGUGGAAAAAAUUGUAUUACCAAAUUAAUAUUUAAUGUUAAACUUUGAGCAACAUUUUUGGACUCUGUGUUUGUUGGUUAAAAGAAAACCCCUUGAGUAACCCCUUACUUUAAGCGGAGAAUCUAUGGAAGAAUCAUAAUUUACAAAGUAUACACAUUGUAUUACGUACAUAUUCUAAAAAUAGUUGGCUUUUUAGCAAAUAACUCGUAAGAAGAAAGAUAUCAGCAUUUUACAGGUAAUUACGCAUCAUGAGCAUUUAAUUCCAACUAAACGGUAGCUAAUCGUAACGAUAACCACACAUCAAUUGCCACCAGCCGACAGCUCGGAUCUGGACCGGGCUUACCUUGCCCAUCGAUCCAGAACUACACUCGUAACUUAUCGGAAUGCCAGUAGAAACGUUGCUAUUUUGAUUUGUAGUUGCUUGUUUUGAAACUAACCAACCAAAAAACCAAUCAACCAACAAACAGUCGCUGACCAAAUCGCUUGACCAGUUACGUAUUUUCGAUCGAUUUUCCGUUGCGCCUCUGAAUGCUUGUGAGAGGUGGUCGCCAAUGGAGACUGUAGCGAUUUGAAUCCGAAUUACGGACAGAGCACCCAACUACAAUUUCACAAUGCCAACUUCUUCUAUUUGCAGAGCGGGUUUACAGUGUGCCAGCUGGAUCGGAUGUGGAUUUAGCCCAGUUUACCCCGACAUAUACCUUAUUAUGUACUCCCCCUUUGUCCGGGUUUUUAUUCAGAGGAUGUCGUUGUCGUGGCAUUUGUUAGUCUAAGUCCAGUUCCAGUUCAAAUCAAAUCGAAUCGAAUCGAAUCGCGUUAUAUGUCCUACUUUGCAUUUGUAUUGUUAUUGUUACCGCUCACAUACAUACUCGAGAAGCUAGAGCUAAAUACCUCCAUACAUUAUGUGCGUUCGUUUUUAUUGUAAUUUGAGACAAAAAUAAAGCCCAGAUUUCUGUGUUACCUUAA
Messenger RNA from Drosophila ficusphila, 6622 nucleotides. It is a transcript of the gene gprs, whose product is annotated as serine-enriched protein. NCBI's taxonomy places the organism in Eukaryota, Metazoa, Arthropoda, Insecta, Diptera, Drosophilidae. The transcript has 10 exons. Bases 248 to 4219 code for a protein of 1323 amino acids. Gene Ontology annotation, molecular function: protein binding. The record is from RefSeq and is a predicted model, not a curated record.